Messenger RNA from Branchiostoma belcheri (Belcher's lancelet), 830 nucleotides. RefSeq lists its product as uncharacterized. The record is from RefSeq and is a predicted model, not a curated record. The transcript has 3 exons. NCBI's taxonomy places the organism in Eukaryota, Metazoa, Chordata, Leptocardii, Amphioxiformes, Branchiostomatidae. The coding region runs from base 23 to 529 and encodes 168 amino acids.
UGCAAAGUGCAAAGAACACAAGAUGGCGUGGUGGUCGGGCCUGGUUCCGCUGUUGAUAUUUCUGGCGGGUUCACAGCUGUUGGUAUCCUGUGACGACACCGACCUGUCACCCGACAAUGUCAGAUGGGUCAGGUUCAUUGUCACCGUGAAUGACACGUGGGACCCCGAUGGGUGUAUUGCUACCAUAGCAACAGGAAAGUUGGUCCCUAACAAGAAGUCCAACGAAACGAAGCCGAUCACGGUCGGGUCCUGUGACCACGGGCCGCUGGUUUACACCGUCACACCUGGCCAGGCGCCGGAUAAGAUGUCCGUGGACCUGACGUUCCAUUCCUCCUCCAUCGAGGACGCCGCCCCGCCGACCUGUCAGAUCCCGUGGAACGGGACGUACGUGUCCCCCCGGGCCCGCCCCGACACCGACCCCCGGGACGACUCCCCGCUCCCGGGCUGCUUCACCAUAGACUCACGGGAAGGUCAUAGCACGACUUUUUACUGGUUCUACCUCCUGGACUGGGCCGGGGCCGGGCAUUAGGACAGGGUGACAGGGUAAUUAGGGUUACGGGGAGGCACAUGUUGUGUAAGUAAUAACUAUCAAAUAUUGUCCCCGAUGAGCUGAAUAAUAAACUGCAUGCUUCUUCUAUGUCGGCAACUGUAAGCAGCCAAGCAGAUUGUAAAUUCAGAUUAAAAUUCUUCUUCCGGUCCCAUAUUUCAUAUGUGAUUAUGUUACGAGGAUGCUAGCGAGUUAUGACGCUUCAAUACUUUGUAUAGCAUCGGAAGAAAGGAAGGAGAGAAUUAUAACGUCAUGAUAAAGUAAUGAAGUCAAUACAAUAAGA